CGGCGCGGAAACAUCCAAUGCAGUGAUAGUGGCUUAUAAUGACUUGCACUAAAUACGCCAAUUUUACGUGAAGCUUAAGGUGGGCCGUUAGCCGUUACUGCGAAAGGCUGUUUGUAUCCCAUUCUGCAUGGGCAUGGAUCGGCGACUAGAACCCCGCAAAAAUGAAAAAAUCAAAUCAAGUAUCACAGAUAUGCCAUGAGGGUAUGGUAUGGGAUGGAUGUGAGCGACAAGGUAGUUACAUACGGUGUCAUUGUGAUCUGUGAUCUUGGGGCGGGCAGGGGGAGGCAGGCAGAUUAACAAAGCCCAGCCCAGCCCUGUCCUGUCCUUGUCCCUGCCCACCCCCCCCCCACACUAUUCCACCACAUACUAAACUGACGACGUUGGUUGGUUGCAGCGUGGAUGCCCCGGGUAACGGCCAGCUGGCUGGGACUCUGGGAGCUGAAGAAAGUAUUCUGUACGGGGGAAAUGUGGAGUUUUCUGCAGAUGGUCUCUUCUUGGCUUGGAUUUUAUAUUUUCUUCAGCAUGGGUUUCAUGCAUGCUGACGAGUUCAAUUUUCCUUGGCGAGGGCGCAGCGGCGGUGGUUCAUAUUACAUAAUCAUGAAAAUUAUCACGUGAUGCACCAAACCUACCUAUAUUUCUGCGGCAUCCAAGUUGCCACAACAUGCAAACAUUCAUUCAACAUCCCAGCUAACUGACCUGAUUAACGCCUGAUAACCAUCAGAAUUUCCCACACAAAGAAAUCAUGUCGUGGCGUAACCAAGGCAUCACAGGAUCUAACAACAUCCCUCUCGGCAGCCGCCGCAAGUUUGGAGGUGAUGAAGACACCAAAAGCGAGGACUCUACUGCAGUUUCGACGCCAGAUGCUGGCUUUAAGCGCGGUCGGAGUCCUGUGCGAGCUGACCCGCCCGUUGACGGCGUGAAGAAGCGCAAGAAGCGCAACCGAUGGGGCGAUGCAGAGGAAAACAAAGCUGCCGGCCUCAUGGGCCUGCCCACCCUGAUCAUGGCAAAUAUGACAAAUGAGCAGCUGGAGGCGUACACGCUGCACCUCCGCAUCGAGGAGAUCAGCCAGAAACUUAGGAUCAACGAUGUUGUGCCGGCGGAUGGAGACAGGUCCCCAUCUCCCGCUCCGCAAUACGAUAACUUCGGUAGGCGUGUGAAUACCAGGGAAUACCGGUACCGGAAGCGCCUGGAAGACGAACGCCAUAAACUCAUUGAGAAGGCCAUGAAAGUCAUCCCUAACUAUCAUCCGCCGUCUGACUACAGGCGUCCGACUAAAACACAGGAGAAAGUCUAUGUGCCCGUGAAUGACUAUCCAGAGAUUAACUUCAUUGGCUUACUUAUCGGACCUCGUGGAAACACCCUAAAGAAAAUGGAAACAGAAUCUGGUGCCAAAAUUGCCAUUCGGGGCAAGGGCUCCGUCAAAGAGGGCAAAGGUCGAUCUGACGCGGCUCACACUAGUAACCAGGAAGAAGAUCUGCACUGUCUAAUCAUGGCAGAUACCGAAGAAAAGGUUAACAAAGCGAAGAAGUUGAUUCAUAAUGUUAUCGAGACUGCUGCAUCAAUUCCCGAAGGCCAAAAUGAGCUCAAACGAAACCAGCUACGAGAGCUGGCGGCCCUUAACGGAACGCUCAGAGAUGACGAGAACCAAGCUUGCCAGAACUGCGGUCAAAUUGGUCAUCGCAAAUAUGACUGUCCCGAGCAACGUAACUUCACCGCUAGCAUUAUUUGCCGUGUUUGCGGAAAUGCUGGACACAUGGCCAAAGAUUGUCCGGACCGCCAGAGAGGGACUGAUUGGCGUAAUCAUGGCCCUCCUGUGCAAUCUGGCCGUCGUGGUGGCGGUGAUGCCGUGGACCGUGAGAUGGAGCAACUCAUGCAAGAACUCGGCGGCGCACCGCCAAGCGAUGACAAACCCCAGCGUCGCAUCGAAGCUGGCCCUGGCGGCUAUGAGCAAAAUGACAAUUACGCCGGUGGCGAACGUCCGCUGAAGCCAUGGGAGCGCGGCCCAACCGGUGGACCUGCCCCAUGGCAACGGCCAAGAGAAGAAAGGCCGCCUCGUGACGAUUAUCCCCCCCGCGAACACGGGGCGCCGCCCCCCUGGGCCGCUCGGCACGAUCGUGGUGAUCGCGGCGGCGGAGACCGUGGCGACAGAGAAGGUCGCGGCGGCGAUGGUUAUGGAUAUGGAUCUCACAGCGGUGGCGGGUAUGCCGGGGGACAUGGCGGGGGACCCGGCGCACCGGGCGGACCACCUCCCUGGCAACAACAGCAGCAGCAGCCACGGCACCACGCACCAGCCCCAAUUCCGCCUCCAGUUCCGGCAGCGGUCCCGGCAGCUCCAGUGGGACAUGCAGGAUACGGAUACCCCGGUUACUCAGCUUUCCCGACUCCACAGCAUAUGGGAGCUCCUCCUGGCCUCAACGCGGUGCCGCCGCCACCACCAGGGAUGGGAGCCAUGUUCCCUGGCGGGUAUGGUGCGGGUAGUCCGCCCCCACCUCCCCCGCCGGCCGACGGGCCACCACCACCACCUCCUAGCGACCAACCCCCUCCACCACCACCUGCGUAAAUUUAUUCCGUGGAUCGAUCAGAUGAGACAGGAUAAAAAUUUGUAUCGAUGUGUUAAAUUAAACUGUUUACUAACAUUCCAAGGAAAAGGGUUUUUAUUUUUAUUUUUAUUUUUUUUUUUAUAUCUUAACGCGAGUCCCCCAAUUGAGGGUUUCUCGGGUGUUCUACUUUUUUAGUUUUACUAAAACAAAAUUGUAUCUUAGUUAAUCACCAAGUCUCAGAAACACAGGCAGGUAUUCUAAAUAUAUAUAUACAAUACUGACAGGAAAAUAUAAUAAAAAGAAGAAGAAAAGGGAACAACAAGGAAGGAAAAGAACGAAAAGUUGGGCGUGUCAACUGUGAAGCUUUUUCCCCUUUCUGUCGUUCGACUGCGUUUACUAAUUUCUGUCGACUGAAAAGCUGACCGUUUAGCUAACCUGUUUGCUGAUGCGUGGCAUCAGCCAUUAUUAUUGUAGUAUCUGUUAAGGAUAUUAACCAGCUAGCUAACUAACUGAGCAUUACUCCCCUCCCUCAAAGAAUGGCCGAAGAGUUUACAUUCUAUAUAUAUAUAUACUCCGUACAUACAAUUUGAAAUACAGACGAUGGUUUCAAACCAGCUCUCGUAUCAUCAUCAGCCUUUUCUCAAGUAUGUAUGUAUUAUGUACAUGUACAUGUACAUGUAUUGGAUGGACGAUCAUCUAUCUCUACAUAUUCAGCUGCACUGCUAUGUAAGUUGCCGGAAUCUUUGCAAUGGCUCGAUGGAUAUCAAGGCGCUGGCCAAGCGCCAAGCUGGUGGUGGGAUGAUGGAUGGAUCGAUGGGUCUGGCUAGAACUGAGAGUCGAAUAACAGAAGAUGAAUGCGUCUCUUGCAGUAAGAUGCUCAGACGUGGUCUGGAUGUGUGUGCUGCUGGUUUGUAACCGGGCCAUAUACGGAGCGUAGAUAGUUACUUUAAUUGCUCAGAGGAAUUUGUAAGAAGUUUCCUGGGAUCUGCUGCUCCGCUAACUAUAAUAACUAGUUAACGUUACCAAUAAUAAACUUCUAAGUUCUGCCUGUGCAAAAAAAAUUAAAAAAUAAAAAAAAAUAUGUGC
This is a messenger RNA of Blastomyces dermatitidis ER-3, 3626 nucleotides long. Its product is annotated as branchpoint-bridging protein. The coding region runs from base 743 to 2560 and encodes 605 amino acids. Gene Ontology annotation, molecular function: zinc ion binding; mRNA binding. The transcript is spliced from 9 exons. Lineage: Eukaryota; Fungi; Ascomycota; Eurotiomycetes; Onygenales; Ajellomycetaceae. Gene Ontology annotation, biological process: regulation of mRNA splicing, via spliceosome. The record is from RefSeq and is a predicted model, not a curated record. Gene Ontology annotation, cellular component: nucleus.